GCUCCGGGAUGGAGGUCUGGCCGAAAGGUGUGGUCGGCUCUGCGGUAGCGCUGCCUGCCUCGCUGACGUUUCGGCUUCUCCGGCGUUCUCUCUCUGUUUUUUGGAUGUUGUAGGCAAAUACCGGGAUCGGUAAUGGAAGUUCUGCUGUGAAACAGCAAGUUGCCUUCAUUUACCAGCAAGACAUCAGUGCAGUGCGUUUUGAGUUAUCUCUUAGGCUGAGUGUUGAUAGGUGCUUUGUGAAAACAACCGUGGCCUUCAUUGUUGUUGAAAUGUAUGCACAGAGGUUGGAGGGCUACAGUAACUUUGAAUGGCUUUAAAGCACCUGUUCCAGGCUCUGGAUGAGCAGGAAGAGGCUAUUGUUACAAGCUUGAACAACAGUUGGGUUUGCUACCAGAAUAUAGCGAUACUGCUGUGAUACCAUGUAGAAAAGUCCCCUGAAAAGCAGGCGUAGCUCUUGGUGCUUGAGGGGAGGUCCUUGUGAGCCUGGUGUCAGCUGUAUUUUGCGUUGCUCUCAUCUUCCAUUUAUGUUCUUAGUAUUUUCAAUCAAGUCAGUGUCCGAUGUUAGCACCUGCGUGUACCAGAACCUUCUCUCACUCAGAUUCCUCCCAGGGCUGCUGGAGCAGAGCAGCCCCGGGGCGAUGAGGCCAGGUGUCACCUGCUGUGCCUGUGUGCUGCUCUGAACCCGAGGGCGGCCCUGGCUGUGUCCUGGGGUGAAGGACAGCUGGAAAGGUGAGCCUGAGCAGCAGCAGGAACAGUAACGUUUGAUGGGAAACAUCUUGUAAGAGUUACUGCAGAAGAAGGGCUUUGUUGCCAUGUAUAAAAAGCAGUGUGCAUCUCCGUAAUGAACUCCUGCUGCAGCAGCUCCAACUUCUGGAAUUUUCAGGAGUGUUUGCCUUAGUUUCUGAUUUUCUUUCUUUUUUUUAUUUAAUCCCUCCCUUCCCUUGCCCUGCAGUGAAAAUAAAAUAGCAACUCCCUAUGAAUUGGAUGUGUACUGUUGCUCCAAGAUAAAUGGGAACUGAUUUGAGGCUUACUGGCAGUGUGGAGCUGAGCGAGCACAGCUCUGUGUGUAUGGGGAUGGAGAGCUGGGUGUGACACGGCGUGGGCACGGCUCGUGGCACUGCUCUCUGCUGCUCUGCCAUGGUCCCGAGUGCUGCUGGCAGGGAGUGGCUGGGGCACAGCACAGAGGGUUGCGGGUUCGUUUCGGCUGCUAGCAGCCUUGUUGGUGCUGAGGUGCAUAGAAUGACCUCCAGUGUCCUCCUGUACAGCAGAACGCCUGCCUGUUCUUUUUUGAGUGAAGCUCACAGAAGGAGCAGGGGGCAAUGAGGGUAGCCAGGAGGCUGCCCCUGGUCACCUUGCAGGGCUGCGGUGUGCUCAGAAGCAAAGCACAGCCUUGUGUCAGCUGCGGCCAGCUUUGGCCUCUGGGUCUCAACUCCUCUCCCACUAGCUGUCUCCUUCUUCGCCCUUAGCAGCUCAUUCCUUCCCCUAAGGAAAGGGAGCCAGGUGCUAUUCAGGCAGAGGGAAAUACCACUUCAUUUUCAGUCAACUGAUGUGAUGUUUUUGUUGUUUUGUUUGUUUGUUUCAUUUUGAAUAAUGAAGGCACCAAAAGGAGAGGCUUAAGGUGGAAGUUCCGUCCAUGGCAACUGGCAGCACUUCGGCUGCUCCCCAAGGACUGGAGCACGGGGCGCACCUUGGGCAUGUGCCCGGGCUGGGGCAGAUGACGUGCAGCACCCGCUCUGAGUCAGCUCUUGCCGAAGGGCCGCGGCUCCAACCAGUCGGGCUGGUUUGCUGCGGCUGCCAGGAGCCGAGGGGAGCUCACUGCCCGCCUUUACCUUCCCAGGCCUCGUUGCUUUCCUCUCUUACAGGCAAAGGAAGGCAAAAGCACGUUAGGGAAAGUCAGAAAGUUAGGGAAAAUCCACUCUUAGUGUUUUCAAACAAGACGGCUUUUUACCAAUUUUGUUGUUGGUUUUUUUUUGUUUGUUUUUAAGUUCAAAUAUUUUUGAUAUACAUGCAUCUUUUUCCCUAUUAUUGUUUUCUUCCUUCCAAAUGGAAGAGCUAAAUAAGGUACUCCUAUCACCUUCUGCAGUUAUAGAAGGAAAAAAUAGCAAAAUACUGUUCUUUCUCCAAAAUGUCUCCAUGGUCAUCUCUCAUGGAUCUUUCUUCCCACCCCUCAUUCUUUAAUUUGCAUAGCACAGGAAAAUGAAGGCCAGCCAACCUCGUGCUAAUUGGCUUUUUCAAUCAGUGUAACUAUGUCUUUAUUUUAGUGCACAGAAUAAAACUACAAGCUGCUACUUUUUGAGAGGGAUUGAUCCAUUCUUUAAGAAGAACUGAUGUUAACCCUUCUUCUCUUCUCCUCUCCCGUGUAGUGGGAUCUGAUCUUUAUAUGAGACAUUAUCCGGGUGCUUUAACUGAAAUGUAGUGAGUUUCUUUGAACAUUAAAUCAAAACUAUAGCUAACCUAACUUUCUGAUCAGUAUUGUGAUUUGUUAUUAAAGGGAAGAAAGAAAUAAAUCUGUUGUAAGUCCUUUGAAGACAUACGAGCUGAAACUUGUUGUCUGCAUCACGGCUCAAUGGGGGGAUUUUUAAUGUAGUUACUGUUUAUGCAACCAUAGGCUAAUAAUUAUGGGCAGUGAGUAAAAUUUACCCUGUAGCUACUGGAUCCGCAAAGCAAAAGCUUCACAGAUACUGUGUAGGCUGUAUAAUUGGCCAGCCUUUGCUGCUUGUCCUAUUUGUAAAUAGGAGCUCAGAGCACCAGGUCUCCCUUCCCUUAGCAGUGAUACGCAUCGAAGCGCCCGGUGGGAGGGUUCUGCGGCGCUCACUUGGAGUGCCCGUGUCAGCUGGCAGCAGCACAGGAUCCACUACGGCAGCCUGCACAGCCUCAGGUGGGUCAGUGAGUGUCCUGCACUUAGCUGGAGCCAGCUGCAGGGACAGGAGCAGCGGAGAGCCUCCUGCGGGGCGGCAGAGGGGCCGAAGGCAGGAAGGCGAAAUGCCAGCCCCUGAGCAGACCCCAGUGGUGGAAGAGGGGCUGCUGCAGGCAACGCAGGAGACUUCCACCAGCCCGGGAAUGGAACCCGAGACUACUGCCACUACCAUUUUAGCCUCUGUAAAGGAGCAGGAACUCCAAUUUCAAAGACUUACCAGAGAACUGGAAGUGGAAAGGCAAAUUGUGGCUAAUCAGCUAGAAAGAUGUAGGCUUGGAGCAGAAUCACCAAGUAUCGCCAGCACAAGUUCUACUGAGAAGUCAUUUCCUUGGAGAUCACCAGAUCCAGCAGCCACCAGUGCAAACAAACCCCUCGUGUCAGAGGGAGUUCAUACCAAUGCCUAUCACAUUAGGACAGAACCAGUACAAGGGAACCUCUACUCACCGGAACAGACAUCUCUCCAUGAAAGUGAGGGGUCUGUAGGUAACUCAAGAAGUUCAACACAAAUGAAUUCUUAUUCUGAUAGUGGUUACCAGGAAGUAAGCAGCUUCCAUAACAGCCAAAACUUGAACAAACCAGAAAGCAGACAGCAGCAUUCCCGUAUUGGAACUGCUACUAACCACUUGGUGAGAAGCUCACGAGCUGAAGGGCAGACUCUAGUCCAGCCUUCAGCAAACGUUGCUACCAACCGAGCCAUGAGGCGCGUCAGUUCGGUCCCGUCCAGAGCACAGUCUCCCUCUUAUGUGGUCAGCACAGGUGUUUCCCCUUCCAGGGGGUCUCUGCGAACAUCUCUGGGUAGCGGGUAUGGUUCUCCAUCAGUUGCUGAGCAAAGAUCCCUUGCUUCUCAUGCCUAUUCAUCCACUACUCUGCCAGUACAGCGGGCGGCAUCCCCGUAUGCUGCACAGAGACCUGCUUCCCCAGUGACUGUGCGGCGGAUUGGCUCGAUCACAUCCAGACAGACAGCAAAUCCCAACGGUGGGACUUCCCAGUACCAAGCAUCAGCCAGAGUUGGCUCUCCUCUUGCCCUCACUGAUGUACAAACCAGAGUUGUUUCUCCACCCCAAACCCAACUGGGAUCAUCUUCCCCAAAGCGUUCUGGUAUGACUGCGGUUCCGCAGCACUUGGGAACAACACUGCAGAGAACAGUUCAUGAUAUUGAACAGUACGGACAGCAAUAUGAUAUAUAUGAAAGAAUGGUUCCUCCACGUCCAGAUAGCCUUACAGGCCUGAGGAGUUCGUAUGCUAGUCAACACAGUCAACUAGGACAGGAAUUACGAUCAGCUGUAUCUCCUGACUUGCACAUCACCCCUAUCUAUGAAGGCAGAACUUACUACAGUCCUGUGUACCGUAGCCCAAAUCAUGGAACGAUUGAGCUCCACCAGGGGUCCCAGUCAGCACUAUAUCGAACAGGGUCAGGAGUUGGAAAUCUGCAAAGAUCAUCCAGUCAGCGUAGCACACUCACAUACCAAAGAAAUAAUUAUGCUCUGAACACAACUGCUACCUAUGCGGAACCCUACAGGUCAAUGCAGUACCGACUGUCAGAGUCUGGCUAUAACAGGCUGCAGCACACAGCGCCCGCUGAUGAUGGGACCACGCGAUCUCCAUCCAUAGAUAGCAUCCAAAAGGACCCCAGGGAGUUUGCUUGGAGAGAUCCAGAACUGCCUGAAGUCAUUCACAUGCUCCAACACCAGUUCCCGUCAGUCCAGGCGAACGCGGCUGCCUACCUUCAGCAUUUGUGCUUCGGAGAUAACAAAGUGAAAACAGAGGUGUGCCGGCUGGGAGGGAUCAAACACCUGGUGGAUCUCCUGGAUCACAGAGCCCUGGAGGUUCAGAAGAAUGCGUGUGGUGCACUGAGAAACCUCGUGUAUGGAAAGUCUACUGAUGAAAACAAAAUAGCAAUGAAGAACGUUGGUGGGAUCCCUGCACUUCUACGACUGCUAAGAAAAUCUGUUGACGCAGAAAUAAAAGAGCUCGUAACAGGGGUUCUCUGGAACUUGUCUUCGUGUGAUGCGGUGAAGAUGACAAUCAUUAGAGACGCUUUGUCAACACUGACAAACACUGUGAUAGUGCCACACUCCGGGUGGAACAGUGCCUCCUUUGAUGAUGAUCACAAAAUUAAAUUUCAGACUUCCCUGGUUCUGCGCAACACGACGGGAUGCCUGAGGAAUCUAAGCUCUGCGGGGGAAGAAGCCCGGAAGCAGAUGAGGUCCUGCGAAGGGCUGGUUGACUCACUGCUCUACGUGAUCCACACCUGUGUGAACACGUCGGACUAUGACAGCAAGACAGUGGAGAACUGUGUGUGCACCCUGAGAAACCUUUCCUACCGCUUGGAGCUGGAGGUGCCUCAGGCACGUCUGCUGGGCAUCAAUGAACUGGACGACUUGCUGGGAAAGGAGUCACCGAGCAAAGACUCUGAGCCAAGCUGCUGGGGGAAAAAAAAGAAGAAGAAAAAAAAAACUUCACAGGAGGACCAGUGGGAUGGAGUUGGCCCUAUACCAGGAUUUUCCAAGUCUCCUAAGGGGGUAGAAAUGCUGUGGCACCCAUCGGUGGUAAAGCCGUACCUAACGCUUCUAGCAGAAAGCUCCAAUCCAGCUACUCUCGAGGGCUCUGCAGGAUCUCUCCAGAAUCUUUCUGCAGGCAACUGGAAGUUUGCAGCAUACAUUCGAGCUGCUGUGAGGAAAGAAAAAGGACUGCCAAUCCUUGUGGAACUCCUGAGGAUGGAUAAUGAUAGAGUCGUUUCAUCUGUGGCAACCGCCCUAAGGAACAUGGCGUUAGAUGUUCGGAAUAAGGAGCUCAUUGGUAAAUACGCUAUGCGAGAUCUGGUGAAUCGCCUGCCAGGAGGCAAUGGCCCAAGCAUACUGUCUGAUGAGACCGUAGCAGCAAUCUGCUGUGCACUGCAUGAGGUCACCAGCAAAAACAUGGAGAACGCCAAAGCCCUCGCGGAUACUGGGGGAAUAGAAAAGCUGGUGAACAUAACGAAAGGAAGAGGUGACAGAUCUUCAUUGAAAGUUGUCAAGGCAGCUGCUCAGGUACUGAAUACGUUAUGGCAGUAUCGAGACCUUCGCAGCAUUUAUAAGAAGGAUGGAUGGAAUCAGAGUCACUUCAUUACACCGGUAUCGACACUUGAACGGGAGAGAUUCAAAUCCCACCCCUCGUUAUCAACAGCAAAUCAGCAGAUGUCACCGGUCAUACAGUCAGUUGGCAGUACAUCUUCAUCACCAGCUUUAUUAGGAAUUAGAGAACCCCGCUCUGAAUAUGACAGAACACAACCUUCUAUGCAGUAUUACAACAACCACGGCGAUAUCAUUACUCACAAAGACAUCUAUACCGGCUCCAGCAAAACUUCACCAAUUUACAUCAGUUCUUAUUCCUCACCAGCGAGAGAACAGAACAGACGGCUACAGCAUCAGCAACUGUACUACAGUCAAGAAGACACCAACAGAAAAAACUGCGACGCGUACAGGUUGUACCUGCAGUCCCCACACAGCUAUGAAGACCCAUACUUUGACGAUCGAGUUCACUUUCCUGCUUCUUCAGACUACACAACGCAGUAUGGACUGAAAUCAACCACAAAUUAUGUAGACUUUUAUUCCACCAGACGAUCUUCUUAUAGAGCAGAACAGUACCCGGGUUCACCUGACUCCUGGGUGUAGCAUCAAAGGAAAAAAAAAAAAAACAACAGUAUAUUUCUCAUUGUGCUUGAGAAGAAAUGGAAUGGCCUCAUUUGAUGUCUUGGUUAUGAAAUCUGAAGGUGAAAUAAAAGAGGAAACAAGGAAGUCUUUUGGUUUGGGUUUUGGAGGGCAUUUGGCUUUGGUUUGGGUUUUUUGUUUUAGUUUCUUCUGGGGGUUUUUUUUGAGUGAGGAACUGUCGGAAAAACCGGAAGGGAUGUUUCUUUGCUCUGUUUAGAUGUUAGGUAUUAUUACUUGUAGCUUCUGUAGUCUGGUGAGGGUGUGGGCGAUGUGAUGAAAGGUUUGAGAAUUGAGUAAAAUGAAUUUGGAAAGUGUGUAGGUCAGAGCAAAUUAAACCUGUUUUUUAUGUGAAUAAAAGUCUUGUUCUGAUAGUUUGUACAGAAAAAAAAAUAAAAUGGAUGCCCUUGUUUUAUUGAUAUUACUAAAUGUCAAGAUUGUAUGCUAUUAUGUCGUGUAAAUUUCUUUCAUUGGUGUAAAUAUGGAAAUGCCACAUUGGUUUAAAGUGCCAUCCAUUUGUAAUGCAGUGUGUCAUUUUGAAAGAGAUUUGAAACAUCAUACACAAAAAAAAAAAAUUCAAGAAAAUGUUAUAAAUUAAAAAAAUAUACAAUUAAUAGCAUAAUUUUGAAGCACAAAGUCCAGAUCAGCAUACCUGCACCUCUCCCAUUCCCAUUCUCUGCAUAUUUCAUACAAAAACAAACAGAAAACUUCACUGCCAUUUUCUAUGCACAUGGAAGAACAAUAAAUAUGGAAGUCUCAUCCAUGGAAA
Molecule: messenger RNA, 7372 nt
Organism: Gallus gallus (chicken)
Lineage: Eukaryota; Metazoa; Chordata; Aves; Galliformes; Phasianidae
Gene: PKP4
Product: plakophilin 4
Exons: 26
Coding region: 2983-6570 (1195 amino acids)
Biological process (GO): cell-cell adhesion; cell-cell junction assembly
Cellular component (GO): nucleus; plasma membrane; adherens junction
Molecular function (GO): cadherin binding
Source: RefSeq, a predicted model, not a curated record